AGAAAGCAGAAGCGCCAUCAUUUGCACACUCAUUAUAGAUCACACACCUUAACCCUGACCUUUUAGCUCCAGUUUUUCAAAAGAAGUGAAGGCAAAAUGAAGAAACAUUUGCUUUUCUGGGGCGUCCUGGCCAUUUUUGUUCAAGCUGUUCUUGUGACAGCCCAAGAUGAAGAUGAAAAGACCGUUCUUGUUGACAACAAGUGUAAGUGUGUCCGGAUCAGUUCCAGAAUCAUCCCUUCUAAAGAAGAUCCUAGCCAGGAUAUUGUGGAAAGAAACAUCCGAAUUAUUGUUCCUCUGAACAACAGGGAGAAUAUCUCUGAUCCUACCUCACCACUGAGAACCGAAUUUGUGUACCAUUUGUCUGAUGUCUGUAAAAAAUGUGAUCCUGUAGAAGUGGAGCUGGACAAUCAGGUGGUUACUGCCUCCCAGAGCAAUCUCUGUAAUGAGGACAGUGAGACCUGCUAUACUUACGACAGAAACAAGUGCUACACUAAUACGGUUCCACUGACGUAUCGUGGUGAGAUCAAAAUGGUGACAACGGCCCUGACGCCGGACUCCUGCUAUCCUGACUGAUUUACACCAUUGCUGACUGCACAGCUCCUUAAGUUGAAAGGCUCUCCAUUUCAAUCCAGAAAGCUAAAACAUUUACUACCAAGGAAAUUAAAAUCAUUUUUUUGGAUAAUGUAAAACUACCUUUUCCCCAAAAGUAAUUGACAUAGUAACAUUAUUCUUACAUUUAUUGGUUAAUUCCUUCUUAAUAAUAUGUUCACACUAAGUGUUUAAAUUUCUCACUUAUCAAGCGUGCCUGAAAGGUUACACCUCCUUAAGAAUGUAAUUUCUACCAUUUAAAAAAAUAGACAAAGGGAGAAAAUAAAACUCAAAGAGUGAAAAUAAGGAGACAUAAUUAAAUUUUGCCUUGUUUUUUGGCUUUGACUUGGAGAGCCACUGCUUUCACACAUUCUUUUCUCUUUAAGAAAAGUAUUACUGAGUAGAGAAAAUUUAUGUAUAAACAUAGGUUAAUCUGUGUCUUCAUUAGAAAGAUAAUUGGAGAACAUAUUUGGAACUAUUUAUAAAAAUAAUUUAAAAUGUGAGCUCUAAUAUUUAUGAAACCGAUUAGCAGAAAUUGACAUCUUUAAAUGCAUAAUUGAAAAAUAUAUUUUGAUAUAACAUAGACUUGGCAGCAGAUGAUACAGAUUUUUCUUUUUUUGGUAAAAAUUUCAUUUUGAUAAUCAGGCUAGUAUAAGAAAAACCACCUAUGUUGUAACAAUCUAAUCUGUAUUCCAAAAUAUGCAUUCUCUAGCACAGUUUGAUCAAUUAAAUAGAUUCACAAGCAUA
Trichechus manatus latirostris (Florida manatee) is the source of this 1335-nucleotide messenger RNA. It is a transcript of the gene JCHAIN, whose product is annotated as joining chain of multimeric IgA and IgM. The record is from RefSeq and is a predicted model, not a curated record. Gene Ontology annotation, molecular function: immunoglobulin receptor binding. The coding region runs from base 97 to 573 and encodes 158 amino acids. Gene Ontology annotation, cellular component: pentameric IgM immunoglobulin complex. Gene Ontology annotation, biological process: humoral immune response. NCBI's taxonomy places the organism in Eukaryota, Metazoa, Chordata, Mammalia, Sirenia, Trichechidae. The transcript is spliced from 4 exons.